AAUUGAUUAUUCAGGUGUAGCGCAAUGAAAGCGGCUGCGUCUACCACAGCCAGCGGCGGGUUCAUUGAUUUUGUCGAUUCCAGGUUCGCUUGGUUAGCUUCUGAAGCCGCAAAGAGCGCUGCAAUCACUAGCGUCGCGAUCUCUCUCUCCGCUCUCGCCGUGUGUGGGGUGAUGUGGGAAGCGGCCGUGAUCGAGGGGUGUAUGCGAAAUUUCUCUCUCUGUGGUCAUCAUCCCUCGUGCCCGCGAUGGACUCACGGACAGAGGCGUAAUCUUGCAGUGCGCCUUAUCGGCGAGAUCAUCGCCGGCUCCCGCGUGCGCGGCGCUGCGGCUCCACGUAGCGAAGAGCACCAUGUGUGCGUGAAGCCGUCUAUGGUGAAGCCGCGCUGCUAACGGAGCGAAACACACGGUGAAACAACGCCGCCAGCCACCGCUGCUCGGUCUCGUCGACAAUGAGCGAGGAUACCAGUCCGUCGGAUCGACAGAUCCUGCUCUCCCGUUUGCUGGAUGCCGUUAAACAGUGCCAGAUCCGCUUCGGGGGACGCAAGGAGCUCGCGACGGAGAGCGACAGCAGGGUUGUCAACCUGUGUACGCAGUUCGAAGCCGUGUUGCAGCAUGGAAUGAAAAAGUCUAAAGGACUGAGCUCCAUCAGGCAAGUGUCCGAGAUUGUCAAGGGCCUGAAUCUCUGGAAUAGCGACUCCGAUUACGUGUUCUGGCACUACGCACGGACCCACCUGACCAAGCACGAGUUGGAGCGGUACCUGGUGCUGAGGCACGUGAACACCGAUGAGGGCCGCGGGCGGGCAUGGCUGCGGUCGGCACUCAACGAGCACGCCCUCGAGCGAUACAUGCACAUGCUCGUCGCCGACCCCGCUCACAUCAGCCAGUUCUAUGAGGACACAGCCUUCCUGAUGGACCAGGAAAAAAGCAGCAUGCUUCCCACCAUGUCGGCAGGGCUGGGAUCCAUCCUGUUUGCAAUCAACAUUGACAAUCCGGACCUGAAUCCACCGGAGUCAAGUGUCGUCGUGCGGGUUCCCACACAGGCAGGGCUCGCGGAUACGCGUCCAGUCAUUGCCAAAGGCUUGGUUGAGGGCAAGCGGAAGAAGAAGCGCCGCAAGCCUCGAUCCAACGUGGUCUCCUUCGACGAUGAAGAUGACGAGGAUUACACCUUAGACAGCAGGUUCCUGGGCAACCACAGCUGCUUCAGCGCACCAGCAACGUGUCUCUCGUCUCCUGUGGCAACAGAGUUCCCAAAUGUGGCCCUGCAAGUCAACGGCGACGCGUCGUCUGCCACGGGCGACACCGCAGAUGAUGAGGGAGCUGCGACUGCCGUGCCCACCAGGGUUACAGCAGACGACGCGCAGAGUGUCGAGUCCCUUGCCACUUCCGACGGAAACCUGUCCGACGAGAGAGAGCCCAAUCCACGGGGCAAGCCAUCAGCAGCCAUCCCAGUGGAGCGAGCAAAGACGUGGUCAGGGUCAACAGAGUCCUCGGGGUCACCGAGACCUGAGCUGCCCAAUUCCGUGUCCUCAUCACCAAUGAGCCAUGGCCAGGAAGCAGGUUCCAAUUGCCAGACAUCUGCCCUGACGCCCAUCCUGGACCUGUCCAUUGGGGACCUCAUUCCCAUGUGCCAUCCUGCGGAAGAUGGAGCCAGAUCAGAGGACUCCAUUCCUAGCUACAGCGAAGACACAGAGACGGCAGCGGCUGCGCUGGCUCUGGCACAGAACGUGUCGUCGCUCGCCCUGGGCGCCGUCGAGUCGCCGAGUGCUGCGGCCGCUGAAGCUGAGCUUGCCUCUGACAUGGCGUCUGCGACACCAGAUGAGCUUAAGCAAGCUCUGCUCGUCAUGACUCAACAAAUCAAAGAUGUUGAACAGGAGAAUACUGCCUUGCGGAGGAUGAUGGAGCAGGAGAGUGAAGUUAGUGCCAAAUUGAGGGCCGAUGCCCGGGAGGCCGAGAAGCAGACCAACGAGCGGCUGGACAAACAGGAGUCCCGAAUACAGACACUCACCAGGGAAAACCAGCUGUUGAAGCACCAACUCAAAAAGUACAUAGCAGCCGUACAGAUGCUGAAACGGGACGGCCUGGCAGCCCACGAGGAGCUGCGCAACAUGGUGGGAGAUGUUGAGCCAGCCAUUCCGGAUGCCAAGCCACACAUCGACCACCAGUUUGAGGCCAGCGAGUACGAGAAGAAGCUGGUUCAGGUUGCCGAGAUGCAUGGGGAACUGAUGGAGUUCAACGAGCGGCUGCAUCGUCUGCUGCUCUUCCGCGAAUGCACUAUUCGCAGGCUACGCGAGGAGCUCACCGACUUGCGCGGACCGCUGCCCGAUGAAAACCAGACUUCCGAUGACGACCUGAGCGUGACGUCGGACUAUGAUGCGUCAUCGCAGAGUGCAUCUUUGAGGCCGCUCAUCAACUUGUGGAUCCCCUCGGCAUUCCUCGCUGGGCACCAGUCGCAUGCAUUCCACGUCUACCAGGUGUACGUGCGUAUAAGGGACGACGAGUGGAAUGUGUACCGGCGCUACUCGCAAUUCUACGCCCUGCACAAGCAACUCUGCAAAAAGAACCCCGUCAUCUAUUCUUUUGACUUCCCACCCAAAAAGUCUAUAGGCAACAAGGAUGCCAAGGUUGUAGAAGAGAGACGCCAACGGCUGCAACGGUACUUGCGCAGUGUCCUCAACUUCCUCACGCAGACAUCGCAGGAGCUGAUUGAUAGCCCCGACAGAGCAACACUCGUCAAGCUGCUACCGUUUUUCAGGGAACAAGACACAACGCACUCUAAGGUGCGGCAGCCGCGGCGCACGGCGCAACGGCUCCGCGUGCCGGUGGUAUCCGGCAGUUCGCCGAGCCAAGGUGCCAGCGUGGCUCAGGCACCCGUGCACCACUACAUGGGCCACUGAACAGGCGCUCACUGGGCGAGAGACCAACCACGUCGGAGAAUCUCAGCAACUUGUUGGUUUCCACUUCCUUCCCCAUCGUCACCAUCUUGCUGCCACCGUGUGCUACCAAAGGUCAAGGAGAUGCUAUGUAUUUCCAGUCUUGCGCUCUGUGUCCCAUGUUGAAAUGAUGAUGUUCCGAUUGUUCCAGAAGUCUGAUUGUCGCUGCUGCUAUGAAUGCCUUCGAUCGUGGGUGCUGAUGCAGAGCAAUGGCAGUUUGUCACAAGGAGUGGAGGGGAGAAAAGCCGUGCAGUGGCGUCGGCAGACUCAAUUGUGCCGUUUUGUCAUGUGCUCGAGUUAGCAAGCAAUGCUAAGAUCUCAUUAACCCUUGACUUUGUCAAGUGUGCCAUUUUAUGACUGCGCAGACGCUGUCGCCGCCCCCGCCCCCCCCCCAUUCAACUGACGUUUCCCAUCAACGUUGACUAUCAAAGUUUUACCGUAGCCGUCGGAGUUUAUAACUUCCUGUUGGGCAGACAGCACAGUGCCAUGGGUACUUUUGCCAAGGGCCAGCUGUGUUUCAUGGUGCAUAGUUCUUGUGCCAUUUUCACCGGCACUGCCACGGGUGCUGCUCACUUGGAAUGUUGCAUUUAGAUAGUGCAGUAUGCUAUUUUAAGUAGUUGAGCGUACUAGCUCUGACUCCCAGUUGAUGCUGUCAUAGGUUAUGGAAAAAAUCUGGCCAGAGGGCUGAAAACAGGCUGUUGAUCAUUUUGUCAAGAACAGUUGGUUAUUUUACUCACAAUGAGGUUACGUGCUCCCAGUCUGAUAUAGCCUUGCCAAUAAGUUAAAAGUACAGGUCAGAUGGCUGUGGCCAUCCCCAUGACCUAACUUAAAAAAAAAAUUUUAAUGGAUACCUCAACACUUCUGACCUGUUUAAUCAGGCAUUCAAGUGGUCCAAACUUUGCCUGGUAUCUGUUGGUAUCUUGAUUGUGUUUUGUGUGUUGACAGCCCCUUUGAGUACAGUGCUUAAUAUUGUAAAGGCCAGAGUAACACCUCGAAACUGGAAUUAAUGAAAAUUAUGUGCUAAAUAUGCUGCAUACAUAUUCAGACACUUCUUAUUUAGACCUAUGCUGCGAAAUGUAUUAUGCACAAAGUGCGCUUGAGAAAAAUGGUCGGGACAUAUGCGUUUGCAUGUUUGUUCACAGUGCUGGUAUGUAGUCAUGCAGCGCGUUUUUUUUUUUUUUUACAAUGAUUUACAUUAGGAAAAUCUUGUCAACUGGCCGAGUGUCUUUCCCAGUACACUAAAUGUAAAAUAGUCAAUUACGUUUCCGUGUACCUGAAGUAUUUUGAGAGUUAAGGGAGUCCACGUUUGUGGAUGUUACAGAAACUCGCUGAAAAGUUCAAAAUUGGUCAUUUGUUCUGUGGCUGUGUGUUGCUAAUGAUGCUUGAAAUGCAAGAAAUGUGUUGGAACUAACUUUAUUGACCUUAUUUAGAUCUUUCUGGAGUGUCAUGGUGCAGAAAAGAUGACCGGAUGAUGAAUCUACUGCCAGUAAAGGAAUGCUAUUGGAUUCCUUACACCAAUGUGGCUUUGGCUGGUUUUGCACUUGCUGUAGUGUCAGAUGUUAGAAUCUGUACCUGUAACUUACAACUAGACGUAGCCACAGCUAUGUAGUAUCUUUGCUUGCUAGAAGUGCAGAAACAGCAGCUUUUGACGUUGCAUUAGAUGCCAAGAGAAAACAGUAAGGCGUUUCUAAGUGCAUGUUUGUGAUUUGAUAGCCAGUUGGUAACAUGAAGCUUAACACGAACUGACUGCAAUAUGUUUCCUAGUCAUUGAGAAAUCAAGACAGCUUAAAUAUAACUGAAACGCCUUCUUGUGUCUUGAGACAGGUUCAGUGUAAUCGUUUGUGGCAUUCAUCAGGGUUGCUAGGCUGGGAAUCGUUUGGAGCAACCACGAAUUUCGGAAAAUAGCCACAAAAUUUCAAGAUGUUGCCAAAAGUGAGCCAGUUCUAGGCAAAAUGUAAGAAAAGUUGCCACGCAGGGACAAAAUGGUGCUCACACCGAAAAAGUUCGCCAAGGAACUAUCUAAACUGCGAGUUAGUAUUAGUAGUUACAGAAAUGCACGCUGAGAAUUUGAGUAUCGACUUUAUAUUACACUUCACGUCACAAGAAGCAGAAAUAUGCAUUGUCCUAUUUUCAUUAGCAGAAUAUGAUUGUCAAUGCAAAAUUGGGAUGAAUAUUGAUGUUCUGUGGUACUUAAACAUUCUAAACAUUCAAGAUGAUUAAACAUAUAAAAAUAAAUACCGCAAUAUCUGAUAGUGAUCUCAGAAGCAACCAAGUAGUAGAGCAACCAGAAUUUUUUUUUUUUUUUUUUCAGCCAGCAGGCCCUGAAGUAGCCACUUUGGUCUAGCAUAGCCAAACCUGGCGGCCCUGACACAAUGUGGUAAAACUUUAAAAUGAGCAGCACCAUGCAUACUGAACUUGGUGAUAAGGUUGGACUUUAAUAGCCAUACAUGACGCAUUCACAUACGUUAUAGUUAAUGCUGCGUCAGACAGCUUUGAGGCAUUUGCUGCGCAACCGUAGCAAAUAAAUUAGCUCAUUGUCUGCUAAAGAAGCAGAACUUGAAGUACAACACUUCACAGUCAUUAAAUAAGAAUACUCACACAAUGUUCUAGACUGUUGGCAUUCUCCGCGCAAGUUUUGCGAAACAAGUUUUUACCAUGCGCAGCUGCAAGGGUUGUGAUGUUGCCACUUCCACGGAGAGUGGUACAGUUCGUUUGCAUAUUGUCAAUUGAGAUUUGACCUCUUGUUUUGUCAGUAUGCAGCUGCUUGUGGGUUAACGAAUGUAAUGGUAAUGUAAUGGAAUGUAAUCACUGAAUUGCGAACCAUACUAGAAACUUCAAAAGAGGGACAUACCACCUGGUUGAUGGUCAACGCUUUGUCUUUCUUUUGGUUCAGUGUGCUUUUUGCGCUGAAGAUUCAAGUUUGGAUUAUCAACACGCCCACCAUACGGUUCUUUAGGAGCCAAGUUUUCAACUGGUGGCAGGACAUGGUGACCAUCUUUUUGCAGUCGUGCGUGGCUUGAUACAGUCGUACCUCAAUAAAACAAACAUGGAUGUAACAAAUCAUUGUACUACGGAUAUACCAAUUGUAUUUUAAUCUUGGAUGCACCUUAAUCAGGUUCGACUGUAGUGGUAUCUCUCUAGCCAUAAUCUAGCGUUUGCAAAAUUUUUUACACAGUUGUUAGAGCUGGGCCCUGUGGUCCAACGCUUUUGUAGGAGUGUUACGUUUUCCUGUAAUUGGUCACUCUACUAAGCACUCAUGCGUUUGGGGUUCCAGGCUUGCUAGAACUAGCAUGCACACUUAGGUGCAAUGUCGUGGACUGUAUGACCUAAAGUUCCUUGCAUGCUUUGAAGUGCAGAACUUGUGUGCCGGCUAAUUGCAGCUAUGAGAAAGCUUUAGCUUGUCUGUUAACGUAUUACGCUUUGCAGAAUACUAGGCCCCAGGAUACAUAGGCAGCAGGGGCAAUGCUAAUAACUCCAGUUGGUGGUACAAAGUAGUACAAGAGACGCCAUGAAGCUAUAUUAUUCUAGUGGCCAACCACAUUCUACUUAGCUGCUGCUGUGAAGUGUUGGCAGUGACAAUGGUUUAACGUGAAACCGUUUAUAGAAUUUCUUUCUCAGACCUGAACCCUCAUGUAAAACAAAACCGUUGGACAAGACCUUGCUCUGUUAACAUCUCUGUUAACUCAAUCAUUCUGUAAAAGGUAAUACAUUUAUGGGCAAACUAAAGCUAUCUAUUGUUUGAUCGCUAUCUACUAUGUAACUAGGCCAGCAUGUUAGCAUUGAACGAAAGGAACUUCGCAUUUGGAUCACAGCACAGCAUACAGAGUUUGGAAAGACAACCUCUCGCAAUCCUCCCCAAGCACACAGUUUUAGUUUCAUUUGAGAAAAUUGCUCGAUGAAAUGAACUUGUGCAUAUCAAUGGCAGCGGCACCUUUUUAGAAAAGUACCAUAUCCUUACGAAUAGAGUGUGCCCAUUAGUAUAAAAUGAGGGUGCUAUUGCCCUCCCUGCAAAAGAAAUCUUUAAUAAUAAUGAACAAAUGACAGAAAAAAUAUGUCGCCCAAAAGAUGGUGACAGCUAGUCCUCUUCACAUAACAGUAAAGAAAAUAGUAAUGCGAGAUUAGA
Molecule: messenger RNA, 7053 nt
Organism: Dermacentor albipictus
Lineage: Eukaryota; Metazoa; Arthropoda; Arachnida; Ixodida; Ixodidae
Product: sorting nexin-29-like
Molecular function (GO): phosphatidylinositol binding
Source: RefSeq, a predicted model, not a curated record